ACGUCGUGACGUCACUCACUUAGAGAACAAACGCCGAAGCUUAGAACGGAAUUUACCGCCGGCAGACGGGAGUAGCAUAAGAGAAAGUCUGAAGCGACAAAUAGCAGCGUGUGUAUGAAAUAGCUAGACAUUUACUUUAAUUUGACCCAUCAUCUGCUUAUAGGACAGGGAAUUGAUUUUAAACAAGAAGAUGGCUGUGAACGUCUAUUCGACCUCAGUGACUAGCGACAACUUGAGUCGCCAUGACAUGCUCGCUUGGAUAAAUGAGUCUUUACAGAUCAACCUCACCAAGAUUGAGCUUCUAUGCUCAGGUGCGGCCUACUGCCAGUUCAUGGACAUGCUGUUCCCUGGCAGUGUGCCUUUGAAGAAAGUCAAAUUUGGUGCCAAGCUAGAACAUGAAUUCAUUCACAACUUUAAAUUAUUGCAAGCUGGCUUCAAGAGGAUGAAUGUUGACAAAAUUAUCCCUGUGGAUAAAUUGAUAAAAGGCAAGUUCCAGGACAACUUCGAGUUUGUGCAGUGGUUCAAGAAAUUCUUUGACGCCAACUAUGAUGGGAAGGAGUAUGACCCGGUGGAAGCGCGUCAGGGCCAGGAGACAGCACCCCUCCCCAACCCCUCCAUGUCCGCGCUCAACAAGCCUAAGAAGAUCCUCAAUGCUGAUGAAAGCCCGUCUCCUAAAACAAGCACAAAACCAGCUGCAGCAAUCGCACCACAGCGGUCAGCAGCCGUGGCCAAGCCCCCACCUAAAAUGGCAUCCGGCUUGGCGCGGAGACCAGGGACAGGCGGUGGGGAUGAAGAGAGGGCCGAGCUCGUUCAGGAGCUGAAUAUAUUGAAGUCAACGAUUCAGGACAUGGAGAAGGAGAGGGAUUUUUACUUUGGCAAACUGCGGAACAUUGAACUCAUCUGCCAAGAGAAGGAGGGCGAGGGGGACCCCACACUGCAGAGGAUUGUGGAUAUACUGUAUGCCACAGACGAGGGGUUUGUCAUACCGGAUGCUGAGUCAGAGGACCAAGAGGAAUUCUAAGACUGGAUGCAACUUUAAUAUCACCUGUACCCGAUGUGCCCCAUUUCCCACCUGCCAGAUUAUGUUAUGCAUUUGGUUCCAAAUGAACUUUAUGUCACAUUGUUUCAUCUGCAAACCCCCCUCCUUCCCCCCCGAUCCUCCCCAAAAAAACACAGCUAUGCUCUCCAGUGGAGUGCUGCCCCCUGUCUCCUGACCUGAGUACAUAGAGCUCUGAGAGGCCCAGCCGCUAGGAGCCUGUCUCUGGGCUCCGGCUGGUAAGCCGUUUGUAAGGUUCCUCUUCAGUUUUGCUGGGAGCUUCUCUCUUGACUGAGGCCGAAGAAGCCUUCGUAAGAUUCAGCUUCAGCGUUGUCUGUCUUCUCUCCAGGGAAGUAGAGUAUUUCUGCCACCUGCACACCUGUCUUUUAAAAAAAAAAAAAAAAAAUAGUUCCUUUAUCCUAGUACUGUUUCACCUGUUCACUUGUGUAGUUUUUUUGAUACUGCAAAGAGAGACUCACUUUCUAAAUGUAUUGGUCUUAGCUAAUAAUUUCUAAAUGCGCCCACAUUGUUACAGGUUUUUAAAGACAGUGAUGGUUAUUACCUUGGUAAUAUAUAAUUUUUUGUUGUUUUUUACUUCUGGAGCAAAACUGAUAUAAGGGCGAUUGGACGUCAGACACAUCAAUCAAUGUUCUUUCGGUGAGCCACAGUGUAUGUCAGUGUACAUAAGAUGCAAUCUUUUUUGCUUUCACUAACUACUUUCCUUCUGGGUUGCCAGUAGAGUGGCUUAACCCAAAUUAUGAAGUUAGCCUUGCGCAACACUUGCCGUGAUAAAUCCAAGAGCAGUUAUUCCACCUCCGUAUUCACAUGUAACAGUAUGUCAGGGUGUGAUGUUCAGAUGGUGCAAAAAACACCAAUACUUCAUACUGCAAAGGCUUGGUAAGGCCCAGGGUUCACUGCAUGUGGUCAUUUUCAGGGGUGUACUUAGAUUUUCGUCUUUGGCUUGGAUCAAAUCAGACCUUCCACCCAUUAAAUCCCGAAUUGCAAAAUUUGGCUUUUGAUCCCAUUCUAAUUAGUAUUUUGCUGAUGGAUCAAAGAUUUGACUUGAUUUUGCCCUUAGUGUGCCUGUGAAGCAAGUUAGUUGGGCAUAAGUGAUGUAACUGUGGAAAAUGAUUGCAAAUGUAAGUCUUUUACCAUGGAGAAUGUGAUAAAAGUUCCCCAGAGGGAACUUUCUCUUAACGGAGCCCUACACAUUUCCUUUUCUAUUUACCUUUAGCAUGUGUUUUCUCUGCUUUGACAGGUUAACGUAACCAAAUUACUUCAUGUGGGAAAAAAAAAAAAGACCGCGGAGAGUUUAUACCCAACUAAAUUGCCUUAUUUUUAACGAAGUUAGCUUAUCUGGUAAGAUUCCACCUAAUGCAUAGAUGUGACUGUUUCUGGAUGUUCUCGUUUUUGGCAAUUGUUUGUGAUGCAGUUUGAAGUAUUUGUAACUGAGCUCUUAUCAUUUUUGCUGCUCUGAAAUAAAGAUGUCUAGAGAAACUGGCAUUAGACAAUGGAUGUUUCAGGAGAGGAGCGCCCUGCCCCAGACGCAGUCUUCCGAUAUUGCUGUACUCAAAGAAAAAUAAAUACGUACUCUACACUCACGCGCGUAUCACUUGCUGUACUGCGGAAGCGAGUAUGCUCUGGGAUACUGCAGCUCUGUUAAGCAACAUCUGAAGCUGCAAGUGUAUUUCCUGUUUUUGAAGCUUCCAGGGCUGAGGUGCAGGUAUAGUAUUGACUGCAGGUUCAAAUUUAUGUUCCGGUAGUUUAGUGGGUGUUCCCGUUAGAAUUUAAUCAUAGAAAAUUCAUAUGGGAAUCGAGCUCUAAGUGAACUGAACUUGCUGUGCUCCUGAAACGCAUUUGAUUGGGAAGAUGAAUGGCUUUUACAGUGAGGAAUACGAUGGAAUUUUUCGGUAGAAGGUCAUCUUCAUGGAACCUCUACAUGCAAGCAUUGUUCGUUUUUUCUCACGGGCAUAACUUCUCAGCCAAACUGUGAGGAGGACAUAUGUCCUGUUGGCUUCUGAUUUUUGUUGGCCUGAACUGCAUGGUUGCAAUUCCAUGCGUCUGGCAUGUGUUUUGCACAAAAGGGAUAUGAUCGCAUAGCUUCAUUUUAAUGCGCCAGCUGGUGUGCUCUAAAAUAUUUUCAUGCAAAGGAAGCUUGCUGUUUAGCCUCGUGUUGAAGCAGUAAAUGACUUGCAUCAAGCUUCAAGUAGGAAGGAAAAUUAUUCAGACAAAAAUCAUAACUAUGAAAGGGUGUAAUGUAAUCUGUGGCCUGGUAUUUUUUACCUAUUGGUGUUCUGUACUUGGAGUGGAAGCCAUUCUGGGGUGUAGAACUGCAACAAAGAAUGAUCUCCAAAACAUUGUUCAAUGAAAUCCGUUUUGUAUUUCUACAUACAUAUUCUUGGAUUUUCUUAUUUUGUGCCAAUGUGUUCAUUUUUGUCUUUCAUGAGGGAAAUUUUCCCGUGUUGGUGUGAAAUAUUACUUUUUUGAAGGAGGUAAACAGUGAAAGGGUUUUCCUUCUGCUGCACUCAAGAUCUGCAGUGGUGCUAUCUGAGAUUUCUCCUGUGGCCUUUUUACUAUUUGCUGACGUUCUUGUACACUGUGGACCAUGUACCUCGAUUGCUUUCUUCCUGCAGGGUGUUGACUCUUUCCCCCCCAUUUUUUAAAAAUUCACAUUUGCUGAAGUCAAAUUCUUACAUAUAAUAAAAAUAAAAUGGUAUUUC
Messenger RNA from Anguilla anguilla (European eel), 3756 nucleotides. RefSeq names its product microtubule-associated protein, RP/EB family, member 1b (gene mapre1b). Lineage: Eukaryota; Metazoa; Chordata; Actinopteri; Anguilliformes; Anguillidae. Gene Ontology annotation, biological process: regulation of microtubule polymerization or depolymerization; spindle assembly; protein localization to microtubule plus-end. Gene Ontology annotation, molecular function: microtubule plus-end binding. The record is from RefSeq and is a predicted model, not a curated record. Gene Ontology annotation, cellular component: spindle midzone; microtubule organizing center; microtubule plus-end. The coding region runs from base 191 to 1021 and encodes 276 amino acids. The transcript is spliced from 8 exons.